Pistacia vera is the source of this 1143-nucleotide messenger RNA. RefSeq names its product PI-PLC X domain-containing protein At5g67130. The record is from RefSeq and is a predicted model, not a curated record. NCBI's taxonomy places the organism in Eukaryota, Viridiplantae, Streptophyta, Magnoliopsida, Sapindales, Anacardiaceae. The transcript is spliced from 8 exons. Gene Ontology annotation, biological process: lipid metabolic process. Gene Ontology annotation, molecular function: phosphoric diester hydrolase activity.
AUGGCGUGUCUGAAAACUUUUCUUUUAAUUUUAACUUCAGUAUUUUUCAGUGUUACUGAUACUGCAUCGGCUUGCUCUGAUGGACAAUGCAGGCUACGAGAUAAAUGCUCGUCGGAUGGAGACUGCGAGGCUGGACUCUUUUGUUUUUCAUGUUCUUUAGAAUUUGAGGGUUCAAGAUGCGUUAGAUCAACUGUUACAGAUCAAUUUAAGCUUGUGAACAACUCUUUGCCAUUCAACAAAUAUGCAUUCUUGACAACCCACAAUUCUUUUGCCAUUAGCGGAGAGCCACCCCGCACGGGAGUUCCUAGACUUACAUUUACAAAUCAAGAAGACAACAUAACACAACAGCUUAAUAAUGGUGUUCGAGCCUUGAUGUUGGACACAUAUGACUUUCAAGGGGACAUAUGGUUGUGCCACUCUUUCAAGGGAAAAUGCCACGAAAUUACUGCAUUUGAACCUGCCAGGGAUACUUUUAAGGAGAUAGAAACCUUCUUGUCUUCAAAUCCAUCAGAGAUCGUAACACUGAUUUUAGAGGACUAUGUUGAAACCCCAAAUGGAUUGACCAAAGUUUUUAAUGAAUCGGGUUUGAUGAAGUACUGGUUUCCUGUCUCAAAUAUGCCUCAAAAUGGCCAAGAUUGGCCACUAGUUCAAGACAUGGUUGCCAGUAAUCAAAGACUUGUUGUCUUCACUUCAAAAAAGUCUAAGCAAGAAAGUGAAGGAAUAGCUUAUCAAUGGAACUACAUGGUUGAAAAUCAAUAUGGGAAUAAUGGAAUGUAUCCUGGGAAUUGUAGUAAUCGUGCAGAGUCAGCGAAGCUCGAUGACAAAACCAAAUCUUUGGUGUUUGUAAAUCACUUUGGAUCAGUUCCUGUUAAGCAAUUAAGUUGCAGAGAAAAUUCAGAGGACUUGAUUAAUAUGCUUCACACAUGUUAUGGUGCGGCUGGAAAUCGGUGGGCAAACUUUGUUGCCGUGGACUAUAUAUUAUAGAGUAUGUAACAUUUUUCAUCUUUAAAGAGGAGUAAUGGAGGGGGAGCAUUUGAAGCUGUAGACACAAUGAAUGGAGAGCUAUUGUGCGGCUCUGACGAUGUGCAUUCAUGUGUGCCAGGAUCAGGACGAGACGGGAAGCUUUAUGUAGUCAAAACUUAA